Trypanosoma grayi is the source of this 2259-nucleotide messenger RNA. Its product is annotated as protein kinase. The record is from RefSeq and is a predicted model, not a curated record. The coding region runs from base 1 to 2259 and encodes 752 amino acids. Gene Ontology annotation, molecular function: ATP binding; cyclin-dependent protein serine/threonine kinase activity. Gene Ontology annotation, cellular component: nucleus. NCBI's taxonomy places the organism in Eukaryota, Euglenozoa, Kinetoplastea, Trypanosomatida, Trypanosomatidae. The transcript has a single exon. Gene Ontology annotation, biological process: regulation of mitotic cell cycle; protein phosphorylation.
AUGUCGGACCAUAUCCGAAAGCGGCUAGAGAAGUUAAAAUCGCGUGUGACUCCAGGGGGAGAAGCCACCAUAAGUCCCCAGCCAGUGCCGGCCCCAGCAACAGCAAAUGCACAAGGCGCAUCAUUCCCAACCCAGCAGACCGCACCGGUGGGAAGAGGUGUUGCAUCCAUCCCCAUCGCCAAUUUGCCGCCGCCAUUCGUCUCUCCACCCAGCGCGGUGCUGAAGUACAGGGACUGCGAGACAGAUCCACUGUGUGCACCAUUUACGACGAAAAACGCAGUGGAGUUGCUUGAGAUGCUGGUAUGCAGAGGCCACAAGAACGCACUGCGUCGGAAACGGGCCCGCUCCUAUGAAGAACUAACCAAAGGGAAUAAUGACGAUGUUAUUGAGAGGCAGCAGCAACAGCAACAACAACAAGAACAACAGGAAGGCGACCAUCAAUUGGAUGGCGCCUCAAUCUCCAAUGAAACAGAGGUAAGAAAAAAAACCCCUGUUGAUAAUUCUCUUUCCAUUGCAGCUUCUUACUUUUGGCCUGACAUAGCCGCAAAGUAUCUUAUUUCGAGAGAGGAGCUUGUGGGAAAAGGAGAAACAGCCAACGGAGAUGCUCAUGGCUCGGUCAACAGGAGCGGCGGCCAUAGAGGUGAGUGCAUUCUCGUCUCUGGAAAGCCGCGUGUGCCAUGCCGCUCUAACCACGAGUACGUGCUGAAAAGCAAGAUUGCAGAGGGUGUGUACGGUGUUGUGUACAAAGCCGAAAAGGCAACAUCUUCCGCCUUUGGCAAAAAUAGUGAGGUGCCGGAGGCCGGUGGAGUAAAAUUAUAUGCAUUAAAGAAGGUCAGGAAGCGUUGGCGUUUAGAGUCGCAGGUCGGGUUUCCACCUUUUCUCUUGCGGGAAAUUGAUCUUUUGCUCCGGAUGCGGCACCCGAACAUUGUCCAUGCCCGAGAGGUUGUGAUUACAUCUGAGAAGGCUGACACGAAAAGGCAGGCACAUGGAGGGGCUGGAGUGGUGAGCAGUAGCGGCAGUGGCAACAGCAGCAUGCCCCACCGUGAUAAGGGUGGUGAGGGCACUCUGGACUUGGAGCAGGUGCCGCCGAGCAAAAACAGCAGCAGUGAUGCUCCCAACACCGCUUCCUCGAAUGGGGCUCUGGCGCUGCCGCAGGGGCAGCUCGAAAGCAAUGAGAAGGUAGAAGAUGUAUACCUGGUCAUGGAAUACUGCCCAUUCAACCUCAAAUCGUUAAUUCACUUUCGUGACGAGAAGGGCAUGUACUUGCAUCUGAGCUCCAGAAAUAAACACCCAGAUGCAGCUCGCAUUUUUCUCUCUCGUGCAAAGUGCAUCAUGCAACAACUAUUUGAAGGCUUGGCUUUCCUUCACGAUCAUCGUAUCUUGCACCGCGACAUCAAAACCUCUAACAUUCUCAUUGAUCCCCAAGGCGUUGUGAAGCUAUGCGACUUUGGACUGGGCCGCCACUACCGUGAGGGCGAGUCGCUGACUCCUACUGUUGUCACUCUAAUGUACCGCGCGCCGGAGUUGCACUUUGGUGUGUGCGACUACUCGUACAAGAUGGACGUGUGGUCGCUGGGCUGCAUCAUGGCGGAAAUAUUCCUCAAGGAGCCGCUCUUUCGAGCGGAGGAGGAAACAAAGCACUUCGCCAAGUUGUGCGACAUUCUUGGCAUCCCCACCGAAGAGAGCUUUAGUGGGCUGUACAAGAUGCCGAACGUAGUGCAGCUGAUGCGCUCGAUAAACCAUUAUAACCGUGAGUGCACACUCGAACAGGUCUUCUCGUCGUGCGCUUACGCCACGGGGCCAACACUGCCAGCGAGCGGGCUCGACUUGCUGAAGCGCAUCUUCCGCUGGAACCCGGCCGGCCGCCCCUCCGCCCGCCAAGCACUCGAGCAUCCCUUUUUCCACGAGGAGCCGCUGCCCUGCGCGCCGGAAGAGCUGCUGCAGUUAAUGCCGGCGUCCGCCGGGGCGCCGCCGCCUUUGCGACGGGUUGUAGCGGAGGGCCGCACCCCACCGCCGCCGCUUGUGCAUGUGCCGAAUCGACAGCAGCAGCUCACAGCCACUGCCACCACCUCUAACAUUGCUACGACUGUCGAUAUGGCUGCUCCGGCUGAUGUGGGGAGCCCGCCGUCGGAGGAAGAUGCCGAACAGGCGCUGCAGCGCGGGUUGGACUCGCUCAGGGACGCUCCGAUCCCCGACGACGAGGCGGCACGUUGUGUGGCGUUUCAAGCUCAGCUGCAUGCAAGCAAUGACCAGGACUGA